UGUAAACACAAUGCUAGAAUGCUAAAAGGGAGUUUGCACAGGAAUUAGUACAUUUGCGUUAAUCUGAUGGAGAAAUAGACCCAUAUAUGUGUUCAGUAUGAUUAUUGUGGUGAUUAAUUAAGGUCAAACUCACUUUACGUGUCCAUGGGGAAAAGAAAAGACAUGAUUCACCCCAGAUUUCUCGCUGGAAACGGGGAUGAUUAUAACCUCCACAAGAAGAAACACAAAAAGCACAAGAAACACAAGAAGAAGCACCACCGGGAUGAUGGACACAGUUUCUCCUCUGAAGCUCUGGAGUCGGACUCUGGGAUGCUGGUGCUCAAACCUCCUCAACUCAAACUCAAGAUCAAACUUGGAGGUCAAACCCUAGGCACCAAGAGUGUGCCCACGUUCACCGUGAUCCCGGACUCUCUGCGCUCGGUGCCGUCUCUGAACGUAGAGACUGAUGAUGAUGGCGAUGAUGAUGAUGACGAAGAGGACGACUCUGAUGAUGACGUGCCGUCAGAGGGAGUUCCUAUAGAGCAGUACAGAGCCUGGCUGGAUGAGGACAGUAACCUGGACCCGUGUCCCCUGCCCGACAUGGACACGGACUCGCUGCUGGGACGCCCGAUGGACGAGGAGGAGCGAUGGCUGGACGCGCUGGAGAAAGGAGAGCUGGAUGAUAAUGGAGAGCUGAAGAAAGAGAUCGAUGAGUCUCUGCUCACGGCCAGACAGAAAGCCCUCUUACACAAGCAGCAGAUCCAGCCAUUACUGGAGCUUCCCAUGGGAUACAAAGAGAAGGAGCUGACGGCCGAGAUGAUGCAGAAACGUGAGGAACGCGCCCGCAAAAGACGUCUUCAGGCGGCCAAGAAAGCAGAGGAGAACAAGAACCAGACCAUCGAGAGACUGACCAAGACCAGCAAGGCCAAGAUCAAGAGCAUGAGGGAGCGCAAGUCCAAGCAGGCCCAGGUGCCCAUGGUGAGGUACAGCAGUAAUGCUCAGGGCGCCGGCGUCUCCUAUCCCGCCGGGAUCCCCGUCCCGACUCCUUCAGCGCCACCAGCGCCGCCUCCUGUCCCGGCGAGCUGCGGGGUGUCGGGAUGCUCCAACCUGAGGAGGUACUCGUGUUCGCAGACCGGGACGCCCCUGUGCAGCCUGGAGUGCUACAGGAAAAACCUUGUCCUGCUGGAGGGAGUCGCUUGAACCAGCGCUCGUGCUUCAACACGCCAGGUCCACACAAUUAUGUUGAACUAUUGUUUGAAUAAAAUCAUGCUGAAGUUCUAUUUAUGUUGUGCAUUCAAACCCAAAUUCAAGAAACCGUAACACUUUACAGUCAAUUUGUUAACGUUAGUUACAAUGAACAACUUUUUACUGCAAUUGUUA
Molecule: messenger RNA, 1359 nt
Organism: Rhinichthys klamathensis goyatoka
Lineage: Eukaryota; Metazoa; Chordata; Actinopteri; Cypriniformes; Leuciscidae
Gene: ino80b
Product: INO80 complex subunit B
Exons: 5
Coding region: 145-1179 (344 amino acids)
Biological process (GO): chromatin remodeling
Cellular component (GO): Ino80 complex
Source: RefSeq, a predicted model, not a curated record